Stylophora pistillata is the source of this 3640-nucleotide messenger RNA. RefSeq names its product G protein-coupled receptor kinase 3. The record is from RefSeq and is a predicted model, not a curated record. Lineage: Eukaryota; Metazoa; Cnidaria; Anthozoa; Scleractinia; Pocilloporidae. Gene Ontology annotation, biological process: G protein-coupled receptor signaling pathway; protein phosphorylation; regulation of signal transduction. Gene Ontology annotation, molecular function: ATP binding; G protein-coupled receptor kinase activity; G protein-coupled receptor binding.
UGCAAGAUAAACCAAGCUGCCCAGCCAAGAUGGCGGACUUAGAGGCGGUUUUGGCUGAUGUUUCCUACCUAAUGGCGAUGGAAAAAUCGAAAUCCACGCCUGCGGCUCGUGCAAGCAAGAAAAUCAUCCUGCCUGAUCCAUCUGUUUACCAUGUAAUGCACAAGUAUUUGAGCGAGAGGGGAGAGGUGCAGUUCGACAAAAUAUUCGACCAAAGGAUAGGAUACCUGGUUUUUAAAGAAUUCUGCGAAACUCAGUGCGAUGAACCAGUCCCUCAACUAGCGUUUUAUGAAGAUAUUAGAGAGUAUGAAAAACUACAGUUCCAAGAGGACAGACUGAAGAUGGCUCGAGAAAUAUUUGACAAGUAUAUAAUGAUUGAGCUCCUCGCCUGUUCUCAUUCUUUCUCUAAAAGUGCUCUGGACCAAGUGCAGAGUUCAAUAACAAAAAAAGAGCUUCCAUCUACACUGUUUGAGCCAUACAUGUUGGAAAUCAGAAACAGCCUAAGAGGGUCAAUCUUCCAGAAGUUCUUGAAAAGUGAUAGAUAUGUCAGAUUUUGUCAGUGGAAAAAUGUGGAACUUAAUAUUAAUCUAACCAUGAAUGACUUUAGUGUACAUAGAAUUAUUGGUCGUGGUGGGUUUGGAGAGGUUUAUGGAUGCCGAAAAGCUGACACUGGAAAGAUGUAUGCCAUGAAAUGCCUUGACAAGAAGAGAAUCAAACUGAAACAGGGAGAAACACUGGCACUGAAUGAAAGAAUAAUGUUGUCCAUGGUGAAUAAUCCAUUCAUUGUGUGUAUGACCUAUGCCUUCCAAACUCCAGACAAACUUUGUUUUGUGUUGGACUUAAUGAAUGGUGGUGAUUUGCAUUAUCAUUUGUCCCAACAUGGUGUCUUCAGUGAAGAUGAUGUACGAUUCUAUGCUUCAGAAAUAAUUUUGGGAUUGGAGCACAUGCACGAUAGAAAAAUUUGUUAUAGAGAUUUAAAGCCCGCAAAUAUUCUGCUGGACGAACACGGACACGUGAGAAUAUCAGAUCUUGGACUUGCCUGUGAUUUCUCAAAGAAGAAGCCUCAUGCCAGUGUGGGAACACAUGGCUACAUGGCGCCUGAAGUUUUAAAGAAGGGUGAAGCAUACGACUCUUGUGCUGACUGGUUUUCUCUCGGCUGUAUGCUCUUCAAAUUGCUCGUAGGGCAUAGUCCAUUCAGACAACACAAAACAAAAGACAAGCACGAGAUCGAUAGAUUAACGUUAACUUACGACGUAGAAUAUCCAGAAUCGUUUUCUGAAGAAAUGAAGUCCCUACUCGCUGGUCUCCUUAACAGAGAUGUCCCCAGCAGACUUGGGUGCAGAGGCUCAGGGGCUAUAGAAGUGAGACAACACGAGUUUUUCAAAAGUAAUGAUUGGAAAUUAGUUGAACUCUUAAAGUAUCCACCGCCACUUGUGCCUCCAAGAGGUGAAGUGAAUGCCGCUGACGCGUUUGAUAUCGGCUCAUUCGAUGAAGAUGACGUCAAAGGAAUUAAGAUGACAGAUCAAGAUCAAGAGAUUUAUAAAGACUUUAACUUGACUGUGUCAGAAAGAUGGCAGCAAGAAAUAGCUGAAACUGUAUUCAAAGUUGUCAACGAAGAACAUGACAAGUUAGAAGCCAAAAAGAAAGCGAAACAUCAAAAUUCCAUGACGGUAGCAGAGGAUGGAGACCGUCUGUUGGAAGGCUACCUUUACAAGCUGGGAGGCACACUAAUGAGUAACUGGCCAAGAAAGUACUUCCAUCUCUUCCCCAAUCGACUGGAAUGGCGAGGCGAGCAAGCUGGGACCGAGACUGAAUUUCAAGAAUGGAUGAAGGAAAUCAAACAGUCAUUCCAGCAAGCGCAGGUCAUGAUGCGCGCAGGCGCCAAAAUUAUGAGCUCUGGUCAUCGCUACAUCACGCAAUACAGCAAAGAAGAAAACGGCCCUGUGUCGCCAUGAACUGCUCAUUCUCACGCAAAUCACUCGAACAUGUACAUACACACAAAUACAAAGAAGUCAACCUUGAUCAAGCCUUUAAUCCUACUGGUACAGUACGGUAAAACGUGACACAGUUGAUAGGGUUUGUAAUGAUCGGUGCAACAAUUAUCCAUCGUGUUACAUGGCCUGUCUACGACUCAAGAAACGAAGUAUGUAUGAUACGAAGAUUGUGCAGUACUGUAGCGAUCGGGAAGAGAAUUGUUUUGGAUCAUAAAGAGUCGAGUAUAGAAAAUUUUAUCAGUAGUUUUAGGUCUGUUACAAAGCUGCCCACGAAGUUGCAAAUUAUUCAUCAGUCAUUUUAUUCAUUUUACUUUCGUCUUUAUCGAUUCUGUCAAGUACCGAAAGUGUACGAGACCCCUUCGUGCAGCGACAACUAGAAAGAAAAUUAUGAUGUCCAUAGGUUUAUUAUGAAAUUUCUUCAACUUUUUCACUUGUACAAAUUCGUAAGUAAUAAUUAACGUAACACAUAACAGAUUUCUGCCAGCUUCAUCUCUGAAUGUAGAUGUGUUGUAGAUGGAUUUUCGCUGAAGGAGAGAGAUACAAGUAGAUCGACGUAAUAAUGCUAUAUGAAAAACAAAAGUUUGAAACAUUUACAUCGAACUGACACAGCGGCAAAUUUUUAGCCUUAUCGACGUGAUCGGACAGAAAAGGGUAAUGUUUCUUGUCGAUGCUGUAUGUAUUUAUUUGCAAGACAAUCAAAUUGUAGCGCUGUUUAAAGAUGGCCGUGAAAUUUUGUCUUCGCCCUUGUAUAUGAUUUGUAUUCUUGAGAAAGCUUUAUAUAAACUCUACGAACUGUGUGGAACGCUAGUACUUCUUUAGAGAUGAACUAAUAUCAAGGUUUCUUUUCAGUUAUUAGCUAGCCGGCAAAAUGAUGAACUUUUAUUAACACUCGUACAAGGUACCUCCGUGAUCAGUUGGAAAUAAGAUGUAACCAUUGAAACUUAGUUUAACAGGGGAGUGAAGAGUUUGAUUAUGUUCUUAAGCUUUGAUCCAAAGCCAAAUUCUCCUGGCUCUCUUUAGACAAAUACAAAAAAAAAGUGAGGAGAAUUUCGUUUUUCUCUAAGGAAUAACUAUUUCAGAUAUGUAACAAGCUAAAUGGUAUCAUCUGAAAUAAAUGCUAUGCAUUUGUCCCAGUUUGAGAAAAUAAAUAGCAAAUAGGGUAGCAUUUAAAUGCGUUUUUGAAGGUUUUCGAAGGAGUAAACAACCUAACUCCAAAUAUCAAUUGAAUGAUCGGCGAGGACCAUUGACGAACGAAAGAGCAAAUCCGAAAAGCUUAAAGAAAAGAGAACGUCACAAAUUAUUACAUUCUGUAAACUUAAAAAUCAAUCUUCUCCGAAAGUCAAUUUUAGAGGGUAAAGAGAACAGUAUAUGUUGAUCUAGAGGCUUUUUAUAUUUCUUUUUGCCGGACAUCGUUAAGUAAAUUUCCUGUCUCCAUAAAAUAGAAGGGACUUUGCAACCUUAACUCAAUUCUUAUAAACGGGCCAUAGUAAGUAAGAAAGUCUCAGGGCCCGUGACGAUUGUGGUUGCUGGUUGUGUGGUCUUGAAAUAGUUAAAAGGUAUCAUGUUCGUUGUAAAAGUAUUCCAGAGAAAGGAAACCUUACGGUUGCCUUCUUUGAGAAAGUACAGUAAAUAAAGGAGUUUUUAUUUGC